AUGGUACCUCAACCAAUAGCACAUGAGGUGAAUGUGCCAUCUCUGAGUAAGAAUGAAGCUCAGUGGCCAAACUUCUCCAACGUCACUGUUAAACCUGUGGAUCUGGUACUUACUGUAACCCUAACUCAGCCUCCAGAGCGCACCAAGGAGGCUCAGGCUUCUCCAAUCCAGCAGGAGGCCCCAGCUCAGCCUGUAGAGCUCCCCGAGGAGGCUGAACCCACCCCAAUCCAGCUGGAGGCACCAGCUCGGCCAGCAGAGCACCCCGAGGAGGCUGGGUCCACUCCAGUCCAGCCGGAGGCGCCGGCUCAGCCAGCAGAGCACCCCGAGGAGGCUGGGCCCACUCCAGUCCAGAUGGAGGCGCCGGCUCGGCCAGCAGAGCGCCCCGAGGAGGCUGGGCCCACCCCAGCCCAGCCGGAGGCCCCGGCUCGGCCUGCAGAGCACCCCGAGGAGGCUGGACCUAGUCCAGUCCAACAGGAGGCCCCAACUCUAGUUCCAGAGUUUCCUAUGGAGUAUCUAUUUCAAACUUCACAGGAGACCCCAGCUCAGCCUUCAGAGCCUCCUGAGGAAGCUAAGCCUCCAAGCGUACAGGAACCACCAGCUCUGCUUUCUGAGCCUAGUGAGGAAUUUGAACUUUCUCUGACUCAGCAGGAGAUCCCAGCUCAGCCCCCACAGAAUCCUGAAGAGGAAGAACAUUCUCCAGCUCAGCAGGAGGCCCCAGCACCGCUUCCAGAGCCUUUUGGAGAAGCUGAACCUUCCUCAACCCAGGAGGAGACCUCAGCUCAGCCUGCAGAGCUCCCUAAUGAGGCAGAAUCUUCAAUCCAGCAGGAGACCCCAGCUCAGUCUCCAGGAGAGAUAGAAUCUUCAGCAGCCCUGCAAGAACAACCAGCUCAGCCUCCCGAGCUGCCUUCUGGGGAGGUGGAACCUUCUCCAACCCAGCAGGAGCACCCAGCUCAAUCUCUAGGGCAUCAUGAGGUGACCGUUUCGCCUCCAGGUCACCAUCAUGUUCAGCAUUUAAACCUGCCCAAUGUCAGUGUUAAACCUGCAGAUGUGCAGGUUACUAUAACACCAGAACCCAUUACAGAGGUGGGACCUUUUCCAGUUCAGCAGGAGGCUGCGGCUCAGCCCUCUGUGCCCCUUAAUGUGGAACCAUUUGCAACCCAGCAUGAAGCCCCAACUCUGCCUCCACAGUCCCCUGAGGAAGCUGAACCUUUGCCAGUUCAACAGGAGACUCCAACUGAAUCCCCAGAAUCUACCACACAGGAGAAACCUCCAACACAGCAGGAAACCUCAGUUCAGCAUCCUGAGUAUCCUGCAGAAGUUAAACCUCCCACAACUCAACAGGAGGCCCUGGCUCAGCAAUCACAGGGCCCCGAGGGUGAACCAUCUUCAAGCCAGGAGGAGGCCCUGGCCAAACCUCCAGAGACCCAGGAAGAGGGUGAACAUCUUCCACCCCAGCAGGAGGCCCCAGCUCAGCUUCCACAGACCCCUGUAGAGAAUGAACCUUCCUCAAUACAGGAGGAGAGCCAGGGUCAUCAUCCACAGACUCCUGAGAAAGUUAAGCCUUCAACUCUGCAGGAGGCCCCAGUCCAGCAUCCACAAGCCCCUGAGGAAGGAAAACCCAUCUCCAUCCCAGGAGGAGGCUCCAGCUCAAUUUCCACAGACCCCUGAGAAGGGUGAAUCUUCAACCCAGGAGGAGAGCCAGGGUGAGGAUCCACAGACAUCUGAGCAGGUUGCACCUUCUCCAACCCAACAAGAAGCCCCAGCUCAGCACCUACAGACCUCUGAGGGGAUCAAACCUACAACCCAGGAGGAGUCCCCAGCUCAGCACCCUCAGGUCCCAGAGGAGGGUGAGCCUUUUCCAACCCAAUCAGAGACCCCAACUCAGUAUCCAGAGUCUCUUGAGGGGAUUGAACCUUCUGCAGCCCAGUCAGAGGACACAGUUCAGCAUCCAAAUCCCCUUGGGGAGGUUAAACCUGCAACGCAUCAGGAGGCCCCAAGUCAGCAACUACAGACCUCUGAGGAAGUUAACCCUUCUGCCACCCAGCAGGAAGCCACAGCUCAGCAUCCAGAGCCUUCUGGUGAGGUUGAACCUUCUCCAACCCAACAGGAGGAGGUCCCAGCUUACUCUCCAGAGCAUCAUAUGGUAACAGUUUCUCCUCUAGGUCAGGGUCAAACUCAGCUUCUGCUGUUGCCCAGUGUCACUGUUAAACCUGUGGAUCUGGCACUUACCAUAACUCCAGAGUCCACUAAUGAGGUUGAAACUUUUCUACCCCAACAAGAGGCCUCAGCUCAGUCUGCAGUGUUCCCUGAGCAGCUGGAACCUUCUCCAAUCCAGCAGGAGGCCCGAGAUCAUCCAGCACCCCCUGAAAAUGUUGAACCUUCUCCAAUCCAGCAGGAAGUCGCAAAUCAGCCUGAAGAUCUUUCUGAGGAAAUCGAACCAUCUCCAAUCCAGCAGGAGGUCCCAGAUCAGCAUCCAGCACCCCCUGAAAAUUUUGAACCUUUUCCAGUCCAGCAGGGAGUCCCAAUUCAGCCUGAAGAUCUUCCUGAGGAAAUUGAGCUUCCUCCAAGCCAGCAGUGGAGCUCAGCUGUGUCUCAAGUGCCUGUUGUGGGUGUAGAACCUUCUCUAGUCCAGCAUGCGGUCCCAGCUCAACAUCCAAAGCCCAAUGAGGGGAUCGGGCCUUCUCCAGUUCAGUAUGAGCACCCAGCUCAGCCUCCAGAGUCCUCUACAGAUAUUGUGUCUCAGGCUCCAGUACAUCAUGAGGUGACAUUCUCACCUCUAGGUCCCGGUCAAGCUCAGCAUCCAAUGUUGCCCAAUAUCAUAGUUAAACCUGUAGAUCUGGAGGCUUCCAUAACUCCAGUGCCAACUAAGGUUGAACAUUCUCCAGUGCAGCAGAAGGUCCCUGCUCAGGCUCCAGUUCCCCCUGAGCAGAUUGAAUUUUCUCCAAUCCAGUUCAAGCCUCUUUCCCAGUCUCCAGAGAUCCCCAAAGAUGAAACUCUUCCAGGCCAACAGGAGCUCAUAGCUCAGACUCCAGACCCUCCUAACGAGGUAGAACCUGCUCAAGCCAACAGGAGGUCCUACCUGAGCCCUCAGAGCCCCCUAAGGAGAUUGAACCAUCUGCAAAUGAACAUGUAGUCUCAGCUAAUCCUCCAAAGCCCACUGAGGAGGUCAAACCUCCAACCCAGCAGGAGGAUCCAGCUCAGUCUCCUGUCCCCCAGCAGGCCCCAGGUAUAUCUCCUGAGCCCCCUAAAGAG
This is a messenger RNA of Mirounga angustirostris (Northern elephant seal), 3252 nucleotides long. RefSeq names its product leucine-rich repeat-containing protein 37A2-like. The transcript has 2 exons. Bases 1 to 1668 code for a protein of 555 amino acids. The record is from RefSeq and is a predicted model, not a curated record. Lineage: Eukaryota; Metazoa; Chordata; Mammalia; Carnivora; Phocidae.